UUGGAGGUAAAGGGAUCCCCUUUGGAACAUGUGAGUGUGUAUGUCGGCUGGCGUCUCUGUUCUGAGUGUCUGUUUUCGGUGAUGCGCGCUUUCGGUUUGCAGCUGUCCUCUCAGACCGUAAGGACUGGGGGACUGUGAUCAGCAGACGUGCUAGGAGGAUCACAGGCUGCCACCCUGGGGGACGCCCCGGGAGGUGGGGAGAGCCAGGGACGCCUGGUGGUCUCCUUCUGUCGGUCAGAGGACCGAGUUCUGUUGUUGAAGCGAAAGCUUCCCCUCCGCGGCCGUCCGACUCUUUUGCCUGCUUGUGGAAGACGCGGACGGGUCGCGUGUGUCUGGAUCUGUUGGUUUCUGUUUUGUGUGUCUUUGUCUUGUGCGUCCUUGUCUACAGUUUUAAUAUGGGACAGACUGUGACGACCCCUCUUAGUUUGACUCUCGACCAUUGGACUGAAGUUAAAUCCAGGGCUCAUAAUUUGUCAGUUCAGGUUAAGAAGGGACCUUGGCAGACUUUCUGUGUCUCUGAAUGGCCGACAUUCGAUGUUGGAUGGCCAUCAGAGGGGACCUUUAAUUCUGAGAUUAUCCUGGCUGUUAAAGCAAUUAUUUUUCAGACUGGACCCGGCUCUCAUCCCGAUCAGGAGCCCUAUAUCCUUACGUGGCAAGAUUUGGCAGAGGAUCCUCCGCCAUGGGUUAAACCUUGGCUGAAUAAGCCAAGAAAGCCAGGUCCCCGAAUUCUGGCUCUUGGAGAGAAAAACAAACACUCGGCUGAAAAAGUCAAGCCCUCUCCUCAUAUCUACCCCGAGAUUGAGGAGCCGCCGGCUUGGCCGGAACCCCAAUCUGUUCCCCCACCCCCUUAUCCGGCACAGGGUGCUGCGAGGGGACCCUCUGCCCCUCCUGGAGCUCCGGCGGUGGAGGGACCUGCUGCAGGGACUCGGAGCCGGAGGGGCGCCACCCCGGAGCGGACAGACGAGAUCGCGACAUUACCGCUGCGCACGUACGGCCUCCCAUACCGGGGGGCCAAUUGCAGCCCCUCCAGUAUUGGCCCUUUUCUUCUGCAGAUCUCUAUAAUUGGAAAACUAACCAUCCCCCUUUCUCGGAGGAUCCCCAACGCCUCACGGGGUAGGGAGAGCUUGAAAAUCUAUCGCCAGGCUCUGGUGGCGGGUCUCCGGGGCGCCUCAAGACGGCCCACUAACUUGGCUAAGGACAGUCAGCCCUGGAUAUCAGAAAGAAGCUUCAGAGACUGGAAGGGUUACAGGAGGCUGAGUUACGUGAUCUAG
Sus scrofa (pig) is the source of this 1271-nucleotide messenger RNA. Lineage: Eukaryota; Metazoa; Chordata; Mammalia; Artiodactyla; Suidae. The record is from RefSeq and is a predicted model, not a curated record.